Molecule: messenger RNA, 1564 nt
Organism: Oryzias latipes (Japanese medaka)
Lineage: Eukaryota; Metazoa; Chordata; Actinopteri; Beloniformes; Adrianichthyidae
Gene: hapln2
Product: hyaluronan and proteoglycan link protein 2
Biological process (GO): positive regulation of neuroblast proliferation; skeletal system development; central nervous system development
Cellular component (GO): synapse; perineuronal net
Molecular function (GO): hyaluronic acid binding
Source: RefSeq, a predicted model, not a curated record
UGAGGACCAUAUGACCGAGGAGAGAGGGGGGUGAGAAGGAUUAGAGGAAGCUGAAAGAUCCGGACAGACGAGCUGACACUAACAUAACCCGAAGAUGAAGAAAUGUAAACACUUACCUUCAAUUUCCUAACUGGAUACCAUGAAACCCCUAACAUUAUGUUGGACGGUGCUGGAGGAUGACUGAAUAACUGUGUCAUUUGACUUUACAGGAGCUAGAAGAAUGGCACCUUUCAUGAUGAGCUUUGCUGUGAUUCUUUCAUUAACAUCAAGCUUCUUCAGCUGGUCCUCAGCUCUGUAUUCCAACAGCAGAAAAGAUACUCAAACAGCAGUUGCUGUCACCAAGAGGCUGCAGUUUUUGCUUGAACCACCCGUGUUUGCUGAAAUCAUUGGCAGACGAGGAGAAAACGUCACCUUACCUUGCAUCCUCAGAAUUAAACCAAAGCAUUACAAAGUCAAAUGGACAAAGGUGGAACCAGAACGGAUUGGUCUGGAGAGUAUUGUCAUGAUGUCUAAUGAAAAAGCCUUCAAACCAUAUGGCCACCUUGGACAGAGAGCUUCUCUUCGGAGGGCCCAUGCCAUGGACGCUUCACUGCUGCUCCGCCAUCUUGAGCUGGACGAUGGGGGCCAAUAUCGCUGUGAGCUGAUAAACGGCAUAGAAGAUGAGAACGUAAUUAUUACUUUGAGAAUUGAAGGUGUGGUUUUUCCAUAUCAGAGUAAAUAUGGUCGCUAUCGGUUCACCUACCCUGAAGCCAAGGAUGCUUGUGUUCAGCAAGAUGCCAGACUAGCCACAUAUGAUCAACUCUACAGAGCCUGGACCGAGGGUCUGGACUGGUGUAAUGCAGGUUGGCUUCAUGACGGAACCGUCCAUUAUCCAAUCAUACAUCCACGACCGGUCUGUGGAGGAGAGCUGCUUCCAGGCAUCCGCAGUUAUGGACCAAAAGACAAAACCCACGACCGCUUUGAUGCUUUCUGCUUCACUUCCCAGAACAAUGGAUCUCUUUUCUACAUUUCGGGGGCCCUUUCCUAUGAUCAGGCGGAGCACGCUUGCAAGACUCGAGGAUCAGAGUUGGCCUUGGUGGGCCAGCUUUAUGCUGCCUGGCGUUUUCAGAACUAUGACCGAUGUGAUGGCGGAUGGCUUAAAGACGGCAGUGUUCGGUUUCCCAUCAGCAACCCCAGGAAUCGAUGUGGGGGCGUGGCAGAAGCAGGGGUCCGCACGUUUGGCUUCCCCAACAAGAUGAUGCACCUUUAUGGAGCCUAUUGUUACAGAUAACCUAAAAGUAUCAAAGACAACAAAACCUGGAUUAUAACGAUCAGAUAUUAUUCACUCACUGCUAGCUUUUAUUGCUGUGGCUUGCCUAAAUAUGUCGGUGAAGGUUCUCAUUCCGUAAAGAUUUGAAAAUGUACUGGUGUCAAUAAAAAGUGGUUCAUUCACAGCAGCUGAUACUCACAAAAGCUAGUCCCUCCCUGAAUCGCUGUAAUAACAAUAUAUUCAAAAAUUCUAAUAUCUAUUAUUUCUCCCUUAGUUACAUGUGAACGGAACAUUAAAACUUUAGAAUACAGGUGC